UCUGGUGAGCCUAGUCCCUUGAACCAUCUCUUUUUGGCGGUGGGGUUCAUAAUUAAAUUGAGUUUUUCAUGUCUAUCCUUCGAACCGCUUAAAAAAUUAUUAAUGCUUUACCUUAAAUUUCUAUGAAUUAUAAUCCUUAAUUUCACUUCCAGUUUGAUGUGCAUCAUUCCUAUCAAGUUUGACACUAUCCUUCAAAAACUAAAAGCAAACAGUAUUAAACCUCUCAAAAUUUUCAGACUUAGUGGAAUUUUUAGUGGAUUUUCCAUAUGUUUAACAAAUGGUCAUAAAUUUGCAGCGAAACUAAACUUAAUUAUCUCAUCUAAUGAGAUUCUACAUAAUUAUAAAAUAAAUAGAGUGAGCCUAACUCAUUCAAAAGAGUUUCGAACAGUGUAAUAAAUAGAAGAGAUUCUACAACUUGACAAAGUACCUUAUGGAGCAUUAUAGGACCUCCACACCCCCUUUAUUCAGACACUGUAAGUCAUUGCCUCCCUCACGAGAAGCUUUGAACUAAAUUUAGUGGGAUGUGCCAGGGUUUGAAGUAGUGCAAUCCAAAAGAUCUUAGUCAAAAUGCCGAGAAAGGUAUGAGUUGAAAUACAUCAUCAUUUGCCAAUAUAAUACAUGAAGGAUAUGCAAUGUAUUUCCCAACUUGUGUAUGAUUGUCGGGCCAUGAAGAACACAGUGAGAGGGUUUCGUAGGCCUUUGAUAGAACUAAGCAAAUCAUCAUUUGCAAAGGUGAUUGUCAAGAUAUAAAUUGUGAAUGUCCUUUCUAUUGUGAUUUUGCAGUGGCCCAUAAUAUUAUGGUAAAAUACAAGCUAAUAUAGUUUAUACAACCAUAAUAUUAUUGACUGCAAAAACUACAUUGUUUAUUAGUUUGAUGGCUUACAAUGUUUCAUGUUCCAUUAUCGUGCUUGACAAAUAUUUUAAUGUGGAAAGAUGUUUCUUUAAGCGCUACCUACCAAUUCUUCUCCUUUUUUUGUUUUUGUUGAAUUGCUAGUUCAAUUCAAGUGAAAAUCAUUUUUUUAUAUAACAAUGAGAGCUGCUUGGUAUGGUAGAAAAAUCAAUAUUACUGCAGCUUUAAUUAACCAGAGUGUGAAUUAUUUAGCAGGUUUGUAUCCUUUAGUGUUGAGGGAAUGUUAAGAGUAAGAAAUUGAUAGAGGUGUCACUUGCUCUUUUUAUUCUUGUAAAGACGAGACAUAUAAUUUGCAUUGCUUUGUUUGAGACAAAAAAAGAUUUAAUUUCGAAGCAUCCUGAAAAGUUCUGAAUUGUAUCUGCUGAUUUCAAUAACAAAAAGCCAACAUACAGAUCCCUUUUGAUUAGCAUUGAAGGUGUAACAGGAAUCACAAUGGUUACUUUGAUGGUUAUAUCAUUUACUCUUGCAACUAGCCAGUUUCGACGAAAUGCAGUAAAUCUUCCUUCACCAAUCAACAGAUUGACAGGAUUUAAUGCAUUCUGGUACUCGCACCAUCUUCUCGGUAUUGUUUACAUUCUUCUGUUCAUUCAUGGAUCUUUCUUGAAUUUGACACAUAAGUGGUACCAGAAAACGGUAAGAACUUCGACCACAAUCUUCGUGGGUAUGGAAGAAUAGUGAGCGAUGAUGAAUGUACAAUAACAUAUUUUUUACUUUUGAUGUUAGACAUGGAUGUAUAUCUCUGUUCCGUUGUUGCUGUACAUUGCAGAACGUACUCUACGAACUCGUAGAUCGCAACACUAUGCAGUAAAAGUUUUGAAGGUUUCAGUGCUACCAGGAAAUGUCUUCAGCUUAAUCAUGUCAAAGCCUAAUGGAUUCAAGUACAAAAGUGGCCAGUACAUAUUUUUACAAUGCCCGAAAAUCUCUCCAUUUGAGUGUAGGUGACUGGACACAAGAACUUAAGCUACUUUUCACCGAAGAUGGCCAAUUGGCUCCGGUAAAUUCCAGCUCAACAUUCGGAGAACUAAUAAAAAUGGAUCAAAUAGGACAGCCGAAGCUGCUUGUAGAUGGCCCUUACGAAGCUCCAGCACAAGAUUACCAAAAUUUUGAUGUAUUGCUGCUCAUAGGAUUAGGUAUUGGAGCAACACCCUUCAUUAGUAUUCUCAGAGAUCUUCUCAGUGACACGAGAACAAUUGACGAACAAACGGACUCAAACACAGAAACAACAAAAUCAGAUGAGAGUUUCAAUAGUUUCACCUCUUCAAAUGUAACGCCAGGAAGACACAAGAGAUCGCAAAGGAUUACAAAUGCUUACUUUUAUUGGGUUACCAGAGAACCUGGAUCUUUUGAAUGGUUUAAAGGAGUAAUGGACGAAGUUGCAGCAAUGGACCACAAAGGGUUGAUUGAGCUGCACAACUAUCUCACAAGUGUCUAUGAAGAAGGUGAUGCAAGAUCAACCUUAAUCACAAUGAUCCAAGCAUUAAACCAUGCCAAACAUGGUGUUGAUAUUCUAUCAGGCACUCAAGUGAGAUCUUCAAUAAUUUAAGAACUAUUACUGUUUCAAUUCAUUUAUUUCAUCUCCAGUUAAAAACUAACCAAAAAUUUAUUGUUUUUUCACUACUGUCAUUGGUUUUGGACCAUUUUUGUGAGUGUAUAACUUUUUGAAUAGAAUAAAUCCCUCACUAAUUUGGUCCAGUAAUCCCUCUCUAUAUAUGUAGAUCUAAUC
Messenger RNA from Lathyrus oleraceus (garden pea), 2633 nucleotides. Its product is annotated as respiratory burst oxidase homolog protein E. The record is from RefSeq and is a predicted model, not a curated record. The transcript has 6 exons. Lineage: Eukaryota; Viridiplantae; Streptophyta; Magnoliopsida; Fabales; Fabaceae. The coding region runs from base 1779 to 2453 and encodes 224 amino acids. Gene Ontology annotation, molecular function: NAD(P)H oxidase H2O2-forming activity. Gene Ontology annotation, cellular component: plasma membrane.